CUGGUUCAUUUUGGUUGAAGAGCACAGACCUGCCACAAGAAAUUGAACAUUCCUGCUGCAUUAUUUAUGAUGGUUUCUUCCAGCAUGUUUCUCCUGGGUUACUGUAUAUCAACCAUAUACAGUUGUUUUGCCAUUUCGGCUGAUUCCUGCAUCAUGAAUUCAUUAUCAAUGAAACACGAGCAGAAAACAUUUGCAGACCUUCUGCUUGAGGAACGAAAUAUGAUUUUUUUUAAUUUGGUUUUCAAUCAAUCAAAUUCUGAUAAAUUUGUGGAGGAAAGAAAAUUAGAAAGAUGGGUUUGGGUUGCCAACGACUAUCGAUAUAUUUUGAGUUAUCCUGAAGAUGUGGAUGUUUUCAGCUUUGGUUUAUUGAAAGCUAAACAAGGUACCAUAGAAGUGGAAAUAAACAUGGGGAAUCUAACCGAAGCUUGUAAGAGUCAUUUCAAUUCCUACUUGGCUCAACAUAUUUCAAAGAUUGUACAGAGAAACAGUUCAAUCACAGAUAACGCCUUCAACCCAUCUGAAGGAUACAUAUGCCAUUCUAAGCUUGAAAUUGGCAACUUGAAACAAAAAGUCAGCGAUUUUUCCGCUGUUAAACUUGGGUAUCAAUUCUGGUGUUACACGGACAACAACACAUGUGCGGUUGUAGAGAAGUCAUAUGUAAACUACAUAGUCAUCUUUAUAAUAUUUUUUACCUAUUGUUUUUAUCCCCUUGCAAUAGAAUCCGCAUUUUAUAUAGAAGAUAAAAAAACGGUUCAGGGUUCAUAUUAUAUGUCCGAGUCUCCCUAUAGUCCUUCAGUGUUUUGUAAGCGAAUUCUUUUCGCAGGAAAUAAUAAAUACCUAGCAACGCUGCGUAUAAUAUCAUUAGUAACAGCCCUAACAACUGGAAUUUAUUACAUCAAAUCAGAGGUCCAUGACCGUUGUAACUGUUUGUUGAGGUCUUCAAAUGAUAAUCAAAGUUUUCAGCAUGCAGAAAAUAUGUAUAUCAACAAUAAAUUUGCUGUAGCUUUAGGAGUUAUACAAUUUCUGAUGAUCAAUAUAUGUGUUCUGGUAAAUUCUAAUGGUAUUUUAGAUGAUUUCAUUAUUUUGGAUACCACAAACAGUUGUAAACCAGGCACGUUUUUAAAAACAGUGAAAGUCUCUGAAUUUUUAUUAGAAGAUGACGAGGAAAGAAAUCAAGACAAGGAACAAAUAGAACAGAGAAAUAAUUUAGUGUCCCGAAAAAUUCAAAAAAUAUUUCUUGUACUGACUUAUUCCUUUUGGUCAAAAUUAUUUUUCAUUAAUAGUUGCACACGCUCAUGUUGUUGUAAUAAAGACAACGGUUGCGUAUGUUUCAGUGUGCGCAUACAGUCAGGCAUUUGUUUCUUUAUAAAUGUUGCCCUUGUGUUAGGUAGUACGUUUUGCCCUUUGGUUUCAAAUGUUUACAUAUUUUUUGUCAAUUUCUUAAAUGUAGUAACUUGUAAAGGAUGUAAAGCAUUAAUAUCGUGUGUUUGGGAAAAAUGUAAGAAAAAAAUAUGCGAUGAACAGAGUAAGCACACCGGUAAUGAGGAAAUUUGUAAGGGAGAAAUAAACGAAAAUGUUAAUGAUAUUUCAAAGACUGAGUCUUGUAAGAAUUUCUGGUUACAGUCAUUUUCUCACGGCAUUACGAUUUUUCUCCUUGUUUUGAUGUACAAGUUAUCAUUCAAUAUCUUUUUUUGUGGUUUGAGCUAUGUAAUACAAUUCUUUAUAUUUACAUUGUUACUGGCUGUGCCUCAUUUUCCAAUUCAAUAUUAUGUUUACAUUAUUUUUUUUACAUCUGUUAUCAUUUAUAUUUCCAGGUUUCUUUUUCAAUUCAUAAAACUUUACAGAAAUUUAUUGGAAACAAUUCUCGAAAUCCAAGAGCAAACUAGUAUUCCAAUUAAUCAUUUUGAUAGGAUCGUUGCAAAACACUUUCCUUUAUCUAACGAACUGUUUUACUUGCUUGUGAAAAUAAUGCUUUCGGGUCUAUUUUUUGCAAUAAUAUAUGAUACAAUGCAGAAUGUAGGUUAUAUAAGAUUUGGAGCACAGCCAGAUUUGACUACUAUUAUUUCCUUGAUUUUUUUAUUUGGACCACCACGUAUAGUAGAGGCAAUGUUGGUGAGAGACUUUACAAGUCGUGUUCACAUGAAAGAAAAGGAAAUUAAAGAUGAACUUGUAAAAAUUAAAGCGGAGAAGGAUACUAAAAGAUCAAAGUCUAAUAAAACAAUGUCAAUUCUUCAUGCAGUUUUAACUGAAGAAGAGAGGGAACUCACUUCUGUGAAAAAAUGUAUAGAAUGCUGGAGAAAAGUAAGACCCGGAGAAGCAUACACAACAGAAGAGAAAACACCUGGAUGCUGUCUUUGUAUUUUCAGCUUGCUGUGUUGUGGCUGUUGCAACUUUGCGUUUGAUGAUAAAGGAAAUAGUAAAUGUUGUGUCAAAUUGAAAAAAAAAUCCAAAACAAAAAAGAGAUUUGAAGAGGAAUCAACCACAUCGAAAGAGGAAACAUCCACAUCGGAAGAAGAAACAUCCGAAAAACCCACAAACAACCGUUGUAAUUAUGUACCAGACUGCUUUUGGUGUAGGUGGUUAGGCAUGUUUUUCUGUGGCUGUUGUAAUUUUCCGUUAGACGAUGAAGGAAAUUGUAAAUGUUGCGUCAUAUUGACAACAAAUGCCAAAUCAAAUAAGACAACCGACAGCUCUGAAGAACAUUAUAAAAUUCCGUGUUUAUGUGUAAAAGACUGUCUAAACAAAGACACUGGCGAAAACCCUGAAGAGAAAAUGAAUCUUUUUAACGAACUUAAAACAGACACUUUAUACAAAAUAACAGUAGAUACUGUUGAUGAAAUCAGACCCCGCAUCAUAUACAAUGCCAAAGCUGAAAUUAUAAACGACGGCAUAAUAGAGCUUGAAAAAAUAAGCAUUUCAGAUAAAUCCGAUGAAAACAAACAACGAAAUGAAAAUAACAGUAAUGAAACUAGCAUAGAAAAAAGCAAUGAAAGCAUUAACAAUUGUUCGGAAAAUGAGCUCAGUACAAAACCUAAAAUAAUAGAUAUUGUAUCCCAAAAAGAUGAACAUGACAAUGGAAAAAACAACGCGUUCGGCAAUGCAGGAAAUGCUCGCACCGCAGACGCUGCCGAUGAAAAAUUACAACAGCAUGAAACCAGCAACAGUAAUGAAACUGGCAACGAAAGUGUUAAGAUCGUAUAUGAACGUUCUGCAAUUGGACCCUUUGCAAAACCCGGUACUAAAAAUAAAGUUGCCGCAAUAAUUGAACAUGGUGCCAGUAAACCAAGCCUCAUUAAAGAAGAAAAUGAUAAUCACUUAGACAAAGAAUCUGAAAAUCAAGACAACGAAGAACAUAAAGGAAAAGACAUUGAAGAUACUAAAUAUAAAGUCGAUGAAAGCAUUGAACUUCAAUCUUUUAAAACUAAACUCUAAUCAGAAAAUGAAAAUAAGCAAAAGCCCAGAGCAAACGAUACUUGAGAAAUUAAAUUCAUAAUUUUAUUCCAUGAUAGAUGAAUUAUCGAAGGAAUAAAAAAAGACAGGUAAAAAUGGACACUUGCUGCGGUUAACACUUUACUUAAAAUGACGCAAAAAACAAGCAAUGAACUGGUUUGACCAAAUGUAAUUUCUGGAUAAAUAUGUACAUAUAAUACUAUCAUUUAAAUCACGUGAUCGGAAAAUUGUUUUAUAUUUUUAGUUUUUUAGAUAACGAUCAACUGAUACUCAAUAUUUAUUUUUUUUUGCUUGUUAAGAGUUUUUGGAUGAGUCUGACCCCAUACUUUCAAAAACGAUGCUACGUGCCUGUACUGAAAAUAAAAUUUAAAGUAAAAAAAGAAAUUCUACCCCAGGGCCAGGGUGCCCCUAAAAGAAUUCUACCUUAAUUUAUUCCAUAGAACAGAACUUAUCAAAAUAUUCUAGUUUUUCUUUUAGAGGCAAGCCGGUCCUGAAGGAUAUCUAGGCCAAAAACCAUGCAGAAAUAUAUUAUUUUACUGAGAAAAUGCUGCUUUCGCCAACUUUGAAGACUAAUAGUUAAACUGCAAGAGCAAUAUGAUAGGUUCAAAAUGCAAAUUCGAAAAUUUUAAAAAUAUACGUAUACGAUAGAAAAAAAAAACUUCCUCAGCUCCCAUUCAGCACAAAUAUCUUUAAUUAACUUCUUAUAAGGCCAUUCACCAUUAUUUGAGGUACUAGUGUAAUAUUUUCUUCAUACCGGUUUUUCUGAGACUUCGACCCUAUUAUAUUUCCCCCAUAUUUCGUGAUUUUCAGCUUUUUAGACCUCUCCCAGCUAAGUCCUUGCAAAGGGUUAACAUUCCACAGUGUGUGCAUGUUGCACCAUCACAUGUCAGAAACAUAACAAUGUGUAGAUUACUAUAUCACAUCCACAUACUUUUUACGUUAUUUUACCUCCCACCUGCAACUUGCAAUUUCAUUUUGUAAAGUCAACACAACAAUCAUAGCCGCAAUUUUUGCAUUUUUACUUCUGAUUCUCAUGUACACUAUGGGCCUACAUAGUGCAUACUAAUUUAAACAAGAGACAUCCCUCUAACUAAUGAUAAUCAUUAAAAUUCAUUUCAUGAAUUUAAGCAACACUGAUUAGCCUUCAAGUACUGCAACUCUCAAUUUUACAAUAUAUUCACCGAAUACUCUAUCCGAAACGUUCCCCUUUCUAUCUGAUGUUAAUGAGUGGUCUCUUUUUUCCAUUUUGAAACUUGCCUUAAUAUAUGCAUAGUAUAAUUAGGUCUUGUAUUUUUCAUUCAACACUUCCCGACUUUUUGCAAUAUAUAAUCGCACAUUAAUUUUCUAACA
Magallana angulata is the source of this 4800-nucleotide messenger RNA. RefSeq lists its product as uncharacterized. Bases 67 to 3432 code for a protein of 1121 amino acids. The record is from RefSeq and is a predicted model, not a curated record. NCBI's taxonomy places the organism in Eukaryota, Metazoa, Mollusca, Bivalvia, Ostreida, Ostreidae. The transcript is spliced from 3 exons.